This is a messenger RNA of Orycteropus afer afer, 513 nucleotides long. RefSeq names its product spermidine/spermine N1-acetyltransferase family member 2 (gene SAT2). Gene Ontology annotation, molecular function: N-acetyltransferase activity. Lineage: Eukaryota; Metazoa; Chordata; Mammalia; Tubulidentata; Orycteropodidae. The coding region runs from base 1 to 513 and encodes 170 amino acids. The record is from RefSeq and is a predicted model, not a curated record. The transcript is spliced from 6 exons.
AUGGCUUCCGUGCGGAUCCGAGAGGCCGAGGAGGGAGACUGUGGAGACAUUCUGAGGCUGAUUCGGGAACUGGCUGAGUAUGAGAAACUCUUGGAUCAGGUGAAGAUCAGUGAAGAUGCCCUGAGAAUAGAUGGUUUUGGAGAGAACCCUUUCUAUCACUGUGUGAUAGCAGAGAUUCUUCCGGCUCAGGAUGAGCCACAAGGGCUGCAUGUGGUGGGCUAUGGGCUGUACUAUUUCACCUACAGUACAUGGAAGGGACGCAAUGUGUAUCUGGAAGACAUCUACGUGAUGCCGGAAUAUAGGGGUCAGGGGAUUGGUUCCAAAAUAAUCAAAAAGGUGGCUGAGGUGGCCCUGGAUAAGGGCUGCUCCCAGCUACGCCUGGCAGUACUGGACUGGAACAAGAAGGCCAUGGAUCUAUACAAGGCUCUAGGAGCCCAAGAUCUGACUGAAGCAGAGGGCUGGCAUUCCUUCCGCUUUGAAGGAGAGGCCAUGAGAAAGCUGGCAGGAAGGUGA